This is a messenger RNA of Symbiodinium sp. CCMP2592, 2841 nucleotides long. Lineage: Eukaryota; Dinophyceae; Suessiales; Symbiodiniaceae. The record is from the annotation of a GenBank genome assembly.
AUGGUCAUACGGAGUGCCUUUGCUCUGUUUCUCUUAACUGGAUUGCCGCCUAGCGCUGGCAAUGCGCCAAGUGCAUCUGCUGCAUGCCCCAAAGGCUAUUUCAGGAAUGCCACAGUCCUUUUCCCUUGUGAUGCACUUUCAGGAGUUGCCUAUGCGCCCAUAAGCCAAGAGGAGGGGAUGACCAUAAGAGUUCCUCCAUACGUAAAGGAUGGCCAAGUCUCUGUCGUGUCUUCAGUGGCGCUGACGAUUGCAGUGGGCGAUCCUGCACAAGUUGCAGCGAUGACCCCGCUGAUGCAGGGCCCGAAGUCGCAAGACUGGCGGGGCCUGUCGAUUGAGAUAGAUGCAGGCCAGGUCGUGUCUGAAGCCACUGGACAGUGGCUGGGUUCGUGGCGAGCAGGUAUAACAUAUCAGGGCACGACUCCCAGCGAACUUGCGGUCCUGAUACAUGCAGAGGCAGGUGCACAGCGGCAUCUUGCAAACAUCAGCUUCGCAUAUUCAGCGUACAAUGGCUGCAAAAGCCCUGCUUUGCCAACAGGCUGCGACGACUUUGCGCGCUUUGCGGCUCGCCAAUUGGUCUUUAACUGGAGUUCAUGGGUGCAGUCCAAGUACGACUCUGCUGAUGUGGCGUGGCAGAAGCUAUGUGACAGCGCCAUGCAAUCGGUGGAACCGUUGGCACCUGGGCCCGUUCCAUUCUACAUAUUUGGUGAUGUCUGGUCUCCGUGGCCACUUGCUGCUCUUGUACACCCUGGUUGGCGAGAGGCAUUUCGAUUCAUUGAUUCGUUGGGUGGAACACCGCCCGAUGGCUACGUCCAGAAAGCAGAGUUUGAGACUGCCUAUGGCUUGGCCAGCAUCUACCUUUCCAUGUUUGCAUGGUGUGAACUUCUCCGCAAGCAGUACGCAAACGUGGAUGAAGCCUGGAAUGCGUUGAGUGGUGCGGAGUUUGACUUUGCUGCUCCAGUAGAUUAUACUAGGUGGAAGACAUCAUUUUGGUCCAGCUAUCGCCCGGAGGCAGGCAUGAACAAGGCGUCGCCAGACGAGGCGUUCGUGUAUGCAGAUGCGAACGGCGACGAAAAGGUUUCGAAACAAGAGUUUUCCUCCAUCUUCUUCAGCUGUGCGCCAGAGAAUGCGAAUCAGCCACCAGGUGGCGCAGCAGCUCAUGCUCAGAAGGUUGAGACAGCUGCUGCUCCACCCGGUGGCGAUGCGGCCGUGGCAGCAGAAGUUCCAAAGCCGAAAGCGAGCUCUGCAAGAUGUCUCUACAGCGACACUGAGUAUGUAGGUGGCAGUGUCGGUCUGGCUUCGGUCCAGCCGAAUCUCACACUCUGCCAGGCUCGUUGCCGUGCAACACCAGGAUGUGCUUUCUUUACGUUCAGUCAUGCGGACGGCAACUGCCGGAUGUUGGACAUCGAAGCAAGUUGGAGGGAAUCCGUGGGUCUCAGUUCUGGCCCUGUAAAAUGUGUGGCCCAGGUGCAGUUGAAACUUGAAGAUGUCGGAGAAACCUCCAGCCUUGAGGGCAAGACGGAUCUGCUCCAGUUGGAGAUAGCGGCUGAGUUUGCAAAAUACGCAGGUAUACCUGAUCAUGAUAUCCGUGACAUGCGCGGCAACGCGGGCAAGGUCUCCCUUUCCUUCAGCUCGCGAGGUGGAGGCGAGAUCCUGGUCCACUGCUUUGUGGACGUACCACCUGGUGGUGAGCUCCACGACAUAGAGCGGGUCGCCCAUGAGAGCAAAGCGAAGCGCAAGUUGCUAUCAGCACUAAGAUCCGACACCGGACCAGGUGCAGAGAUGCAAGUUGCGGUUGCGGUGGUGCCAGGUUCGCAGUGUUUCAUUCUCGGGACGCGGUAUACGCCAGAUCUCAAUGCUGAGCAGACCGCGGUCGAAACAGCCACAGCUUGUCAAGUGCGGUGUACCGAAACGCAGGGCUGCCGCUUCUUUUCCUACCUGACUACUACCAAGAUCUGCAGUCUCCAGGGAAAGUCUGCAACACCUUUCUUUGUCAAGGAUACCCUUGCAGGGCCACAGUUGUGUCACAAUCUCCCUCACGAGUCGGAGCCGUCCAAGGCCGAGAUGGAAACGGAUCAUGGCACAGUUUUUUCGAACCUUUGGUUCUGGCUGGUCUUGCUACUGAUCGUACUUUCAUGUGUGGCCAUGUGUGUUGCUUUCCGACGCGGUCGCCUGUGCCCGAAGACGUGGAGGCGCCAGGUGUCUCGCUCGCGAAAAAACGAGGAAGGAAAACUUAGCCAACACAGAUACAUGGCACUGCCACCAACGGACCAGGAGCUUGAGCAGAACAUGCUGUCUCAAGCUGCAUCAAAUGAGUCACACGGAUCCGCGCUCCGACCGCUACACCCAGUUGACUUUGGUCCGAAACUUUCCGGUGGCUACAACGGCUACAACGGAAGAUGGCCGUCCCAAGCAAAUGGAAGCCCGUGGAGCUGGCAGGUCGAGCGCUUGUCCACAGCUCCGAGGGAAACUCCAGACUUUACUGGAAGCCCGGGCCGCUACAUGGCUCAAAGUGCGUGGGAUCCGAGUGGCCAGAGCUCCCCAUCUUCCCUUCAGCUGUCUCCCAGAGCUUCCGCGAUGCAGGAGGAUUCCCCUGAAUGGAUGCCACACUUCUUGGGUGCAGAGGCAGUCAGGGAGGCAUAUCAAAAUUAUGAUGCCUCUCAACGAUAUGCGAACCCGCCCGAGCGCUCUUCCUGGCCUACCCCACAGGUGCCACAGAGGCUUCCUCCGCCGGUGUCUGCUGAAUUUCCACACGCUUCCAGUAUGCCGUGCCCUCCGCGCUUUCAGCCGAACCAAGCUGGUUUUGGCAGUCCGGUAGGCUUUGACCAAUCAUGGAGGGCCUGA